GGGGCUGGGCGCCAUGGCCAAGAGCAGCUCCCUGAAUGUUCGCGUGGUGGAGGGCCGGGCGCUGCCCGCAAAGGACGUGUCUGGGAGCAGUGACCCCUACUGCAUCGUGAAGGUGGACGACGAGGUGGUGGCCAGAACAGCAACUGUCUGGAGGAGCUUGAGCCCCUUCUGGGGGGAGGAGUACACCAUUCAUCUGCCCUUGGAUUUCCACCACCUGGCCUUCUACGUGCUGGACGAGGAUACAGUGGGGCACGAUGACGUCAUUGGCAAGAUCUCGCUGAGCAGGGAAGCGAUUGCAGCUGACCCCAGAGGAAUUGAUAGCUGGAUCAACCUGAGCCGUGUGGACCCAGAUGCAGAGGUUCAGGGUGAGAUCUACUUGGAUGUACAAAUGCUGGAAGAUACACGGGGCCGUUGUCUACGCUGUCAUGUGCUCCAGGCCAGGGACCUGGCCCCCCGAGAUAUCACCGGCACAUCUGACCCAUUCGCACGCGUGUUCUGGGGCAGCCAGAGCUUGGAGACGUCAACCAUCAAGAAGACCCGCUUCCCCCACUGGAAUGAAGUGCUGGAGCUGCGGGAGAUGCCGGGAGCCCCAGCCCCGCUGCGGGUGGAGCUCUGGGACUGGGACAUGGUGGGCAAGAAUGACUUCUUGGGUAUGGUGGAAUUCCCCCCACGGGUCCUGCAGCAGAAUGCCCCCAGUGGCUGGUUCCGUCUCCUGCCCUUUCCCAGAGCCGAGGAGGAUUCUGGGGGGACCCUGGGCGCGCUGCGGCUGAAGGUGCGCCUCAUUGAGGACCGCGUCCUCCCUUCCCGGUACUACCAGCCGCUCACGGAGCUGCUCAUGGCAUCUGUGCUGGGCCCGGCAGAGGAGGAUGCUGCCAGUCCCCUGGCCGUGCUGGAGGAGCUGACCUUGGGGGACUGCCGCCAGGACCUUGCCACCAAGCUGGUGAAGCUCUUUCUUGGCCAAGGCCUGGCCGGGCCCUUUCUGGACUAUCUCACCCGGCGUGAGGUGGCCCGGACCACUGACCCCAACACCCUCUUCCGUUCUAACUCCCUGGCAUCCAAGGCAAUGGAACAGUUUAUGAAGCUCGUGGGCAUGCCUUACCUGCACGAGGUCCUGAAGCCAGUGAUUCACCGCGUCUUCGAGGAAAAGAAGUAUAUGGAGCUGGACCCGUGCAAGAUGGACCUAGGCCGCUCCAGGAGAAUCUCCUUCAAGGGCGCACCCUCGGAGGAGCACGUGCGGGACGCCAGCCUCGGGCUGCUGACAGGCUACCUGGGGCCCAUCGUGGACGCCAUUGUGGGCUCUGUGGGGCGUUGUCCGCCUGCCAUGCGCCUUGCCUUCAAGCAACUGCACCAAUGCGUGAAGGAGCGCUUCCCCCAGGCGGAGCAUGAGGAUGUGAAGUACCUGGCCAUAAGCGGCUUUCUCUUCCUGCGGUUCUUUGCACCUGCCAUCCUCACCCCAAAGCUGUUUGACCUCCGGGACCAGCAUGCAGAUCCCCAGACCAGCCGCUCACUGCUACUGCUUGCCAAGGCUGUGCAGAGCAUCGGAAACCUAGGCCAGCAGCUGGGCCAGGGCAAGGAGCUAUGGAUGGCCCCCCUCCACCCCUUCCUGCUACAGAGUAUCUCACGUGUGAGACACUUCUUGGACCAGCUGGUGGAUGUGGACGGGGAGGAGGAGGCUGGGGGCCCAGCCAGGGCCCUAGUGGCCCCCUCGGUGAUCGUCCGUGAAGGUUACCUGCUGAAGCGCAAGGAGGAGCCCGCCAGCCUGACCACCCGCUUCGCCUUCAAGAAGCGGUACUUCUGGCUCAGCGGGGAGGCGCUCUCCUACUCCAAGAGUCCGGAGUGGCAGAUGCGCUCCUCCAUCCCGGUGUCGCACAUCCGUGCCGUGGAGCGCGUGGACGAGGGCGCCUUCCAGCUGCCGCACGUGAUGCAGGUGUUAACGCAGGACGCCGCCGGCGUGCUGCACACCACUUACCUCCAGUGCAAGAAUGUGAAUGAGCUCAACCAGUGGCUGUCAGCCCUGCGCAAGGCCAGCGCCCCCAACCCGGACAAGCUGGCCUCCUGCCACCCUGGUGCCUUCCGCAGCUCGCGCUGGACCUGCUGCCUCCAGGCUGAGCGCUCAGCUGCUGGUUGCAGCCGCACACACUCGGCCGUCACCCUGGGGGACUGGAGCGACCCGCUGGAUCCUGACGCUGAGAUCCAGAUGGUGUACCGGCAGCUGCUCCUGGGGCGGGACCAGCUCAGGAUGAAAUUCCAGGAGGGUCCCAACAUAGAUUCCAGUCCAGAGGCAGACGCAGAGAAGGGCUCUGGGGCCGCAGAAGGGGUCUGUCCCGAUGCCCUGGCCCGGCACAGAGAGGCAGCUGUCCGCCUGCUGGAGGUGCUCGAAGAUCUGGACAGAGCCCAUGAAGAGUUCCAGCAGCGGGAGCAGCAGAGGGCAGCCCUGAGCCCCCUCGGGCACUGAGAAAAGGCCAGAACCAGCCUGGAAGGGGAAGAAAGGCACCAGAAGACCCCCUCUCAGAGCACCCUGGCGUCUUGAGGCUGUCCUGUUCCUCGUUGAUGCUGUAGGGUGCAGGCUGCUGGAGAUCUAGUCUCUGUGCCCUAAGUGCAGAACCCCGGGCACAGAAGCCCUGUGGCAGGGGGCUGGCCUUUGUACUGAAUGACUCUCAGUCUCUGGGCGAGGCAGAUGGGAGUGGAUGGGAUAAGGAGCCUGACUCAUUCGGCUCAGCGGAAUGUCUCUGCUAAACCAGACUGGCUCCUGCCCACACCGACCAGGCCCACCUGGUCCUGAGCUGUUGCUGGAUACAGCUGUCUGUGAAUCCCCGACACCCACGUGGCCUUGUUGCCCCAGACAGGCACUAAAGAGGCUCAGCCCUUCCUGUUUUCA
Messenger RNA from Neogale vison (American mink), 2878 nucleotides. It is a transcript of the gene RASAL1, whose product is annotated as RAS protein activator like 1. Gene Ontology annotation, molecular function: GTPase activator activity. The transcript is spliced from 21 exons. The coding region runs from base 14 to 2455 and encodes 813 amino acids. Gene Ontology annotation, biological process: intracellular signal transduction; cellular response to calcium ion; regulation of GTPase activity. The record is from RefSeq and is a predicted model, not a curated record. NCBI's taxonomy places the organism in Eukaryota, Metazoa, Chordata, Mammalia, Carnivora, Mustelidae.